AAACAGCUAGCGUAUUUUAAAAGAACCUAAGACGAAAGUCCACCGUCUUUCUUGUUGAAAGUCUUCGUAUUCACAUCGCCGUGAAUUUGCGAAUUCAGCGGAAGAUCUUUUUACAGAAAUGCUAAAUGGAUGUUUCUCAAGCAAGGCCUUGGAAUAUCCAUUUUUAGCCGUCGCUUCCGUCGAGAUUUCGAACCCUCUGAAGAAUCAUGACGCAAUACGAGAAAAUGGUGGUUAGCGUUGAGAAGAGAUACGUCAUAAGACACCGACCGCAACGAUCCCUCGAAGAAAGCAAUCAUUGGUCUUUUUAUCGAAAGGUUUUUGGAACAUUGCUUGUUGCUGGCUUACUUUUCCAUGUAACAUCUGCAAAGCCUACAAAUCCUUGCAAGAAAAGCCAACACUGGGUUGAAAAUGCAGAUGGUCCACCACAGUGUAUAGACUGUCAGGCUUGCCCUCCAGGCCAGACUAUCUCACCAGAAUGUGGAAAUUCAAAACCAUUAACACCUGAUACAACAGUGUUCUGUGUUCCAUGCCAACUGGGAAAGUCAUUUUCCAGUGAAUUUAGCACAUCUGUCUGCAUUCCUUGUUCAUCUUGCUCCAAGGACCAGGUGGUGAUGAAAAACUGCUCACGUCAAGCAGACAUUGAAUGUGGAAAGAGAUGUUACAGCAAAGACAGGUAUUAUGAUGAAUCCAAAGGAGAUUGUCUUAAAUGUUCCAAGUGCUGCAAUGAUGAUCGAGAUGUGGUGGAGAGUGAAUGUAUAGAAAAGUUGGGAUCUCAAUCAAGCAUGAUCUGCUCUUUCCACAGCAGUGUCAAUAGAUGCAAUAUUAAAUCAACCCCAAAAUUUGUACCUCAGUCUACCACUGAAUCAAGUCAGAGUUCAGCUGCCACUACAUCAAGUCACAUAGUCGCUGUAGCCUUAACUAAUACCAGUGCCAAUGUGGGUUACAGAUUAGAAAAUAUAACCCAUUCUGGGGUUUAUAGUCGGUUUGCUUCUAAAAGCAAGGAUUGCAAUGACUCUUGUAAAUCAAUUACAGUCACUGUGGUGGUACUGUUUCUGGUAAUUGUGGGUGGAAUUUACCUAACAUGGUUUUGCAAGUCACGGUCACCAACGCAUAGUUGUGUUGAUCCAGAUGGGGGAACACAUAAGAAGAAAAGUACCAAAGUUCAUUAUAAUUCUGGAUUAGCAGCAGUUGAAUUAUGUGAACCACUGUUAGAGGGUGAUGGAAAGGUGUGUACAAGCGCUUGCCACAAUGCAGAACAGUUGGUGAAGUCAGAUUCUAAGCCAAUAGGAAGCUUAUUGGACUCAAGUGAACUGGAAACAAUUUGCGAACUUUUAGACACACCCAUUGGUGGAAAACUGGCCUAUGAGAUAAUUGCUCGUUUUUAUGGUGCCAAUUACUUCAAAAUAAAAGCAAGGUUUCAGGAUCAAAAAUCAAAAGCAGUGAUUGAAUGGUUGGCAACUGAAAGGCCAGAACUGACAGUUUGGGAGUUUGCUAAUGUGGUGAGGAGAGAAGCUGGGAGAACUGAUGUUGCUAAUCGGUUGAAAGCAUUUGAUGCAAAGGCCACCAAAGAAUUAACUGAUGUGUGAAAUAUGUAUAUAGUGUUUAUUUGACAUCACUCACCUCAAUAGUUGACCACAAACUUUAUUUGAUUUUUGUAGAGAUUAAGUUGAAAACGUGCAUGUGAUUGCUUAGUGACUGUAAAAACAUAUACUACAGAGAUGUAUGUUUGCUAAGAAUGUGAGAGUGCUCAGAUUCUCUUCCCCAGGACCCCUUAACACAAGCCCCCACUUACCAAAGUGGCCUGUUAGGCAGAACAAAAUUUGCCUCCAUUUUGAAGGAAAAAUCUCAGCCUGGUUUCAAACUCAGCUGAGAUUUAAGCACUGUUACAUAACGUUGUUCACUUGAGAAAUUUCAUUGUUGUUAUUGUGUUAUUGUGACGUGAUUGUUUGAAGUUUCAUCCCAUUAACUGAGGUGUAAUUGUUGAUAUGAGGUAAUUGGUGCUGCAACAAUUAUCGUUCAUAGUUAUGAAAUGAAUUAACGUGUCCAUCUAGUGACGGAGAUGAAACUAUUCUGUACACUGCUAAAACAGCUCUAUUUGUAUAACGAACUCAGUAAUUUUUGGAACGAUUUUUUAAAUUUUAAUUUCCCAUCAUAUCAAGGAAAUACUUUUUGGUCUAUUUUUAUACUAAAAGAUUUAUUUUUUAAGAGUUAUUUUUUUUAUUUCUUAAUUUAGUUCUAUUUUUUUAAAUUAUAAAUUUAUGAUCUGAUCUGUUUAUGUUAUGUAUCUUGGAGGUCAAGCACCAUUUACAGUCACUGCGGUAUUGAAGAGUGUAUCUUUUAUGCAGGCUUGAAUAGAUUUGUACAUGUUUAAAGUGUCUAUGUUGUCAAGUGUAUUAAACGUGCCCUAUCUUAUGGAUAUUGUCUAUGGAAAAAACCUUAGCCUAAUUAUUACUUUAGUCUUUUAUGUCCAAUCUUUAAACAAACGCUGUGAAGGUUUUGAAGUUCGAAUCUCCCAUCAGAAUGGAGAAACCUCACAGCCAAGUUAUUUUACCUAGAAUUUUUAGAUCUUUUUUUAAGGUGAAGAACACCAAAAAUUUUUUGUAUUGUUUUAGAAUGUGUAAAUAUAUAGGUUACCAUAUUCAAAUUUUUGUCGUUUUUACUAAUUGAAGAUAAUUUUUAAAGUAGCAGGUUUUCAAUUGAACUUUACAUUUUGAUUAUCAGAUGUUAAAUGAAUACAAUCUUUUGUAUUCAUUCCUCCAUAAAUUGUAUGUAUUUAUGCGUUCAUUAUAUCUUUAAUAGCCAGCCAUUUUCAUGCACCGAAUGUACCUGUAGAAAUAAGUAGAUGAAGACUUGUAGCGGUUUAAGUCUUUUUAACUAGAUGAUCACCUGGUGUCAGUUCACUUGGCACAUCUGUGUAAGUCAACGAUGGUGUAUAUAUCAUUUACUUUUAAUAAAAUAUUCUUAUUUUAUGAAUUA
Molecule: messenger RNA, 2976 nt
Organism: Pocillopora verrucosa
Lineage: Eukaryota; Metazoa; Cnidaria; Anthozoa; Scleractinia; Pocilloporidae
Source: RefSeq, a predicted model, not a curated record